GGAAGAUUUGGUCAAAGAAAUAAAGGCAACGGAAGAACAUGUGGUUACGAUUUUGGACGAUAUGGAAAAGAAAAUGGAAGGUUUUGCGGAUGCUUACGGAAACCUCGAAGAGAAUGUUACAAAGUCGUUUGUAGACGCAAAGGCAGACCUCGAUUUAGUCAAGGAAUCGUUGAAGGAUGAAGUCAUCCGUUUCAAAGACAGUCUGAGAGUUGAAAUUGAUCUUAAGAAAGCAGAAGUGGAUGAUUUCAAAGACAACUCUACCGACGAGCUUUUUGGCUUUAAGGAUAGUCUUCAAACAGAAAUUGACGAUAAGAAAGCAGAAAUUGACCAGUAUAACCAAGAGGCUGCAGACAACUUGAAUGGAUUCAUGGCAAAUAUAACCGCAAGAGUACAAAAGGAGAUAGCAGAACUUGAUCUUUUGGAAGUCAAGCUUGGAAACCCCACGGUUGCAUUUAACGUGCAUAAUCCCAUGGAUACGAGCAUCGGCACCGGUGAAAAUUUCCAGUAUGCUGAUGUACUUUUGAACAAAGGGGGCGGCUAUAACACAAUCACGAGUAAGUUUGUAGCUCCGAUGACAGGCCUUUACUACUUUUCCGCCCACGUCUGUGCUCUUGCUGGUAAAUUUGUUCACUAUGGUAUUGUCGUCGGGGACAACGUGCGUGCUGCAAGUAGCCAGCGGGAGGAUACGGAUUCGAGCUGCGGCUCUGUGUCUACAAUUGCCUUAGUCAGCGACGGGGAGGAAGUUUAUGUAAAGUGCCUUUCCGGGAAUUCGUAUGAAGCACAGGUCAACGAAGGCUCUUAUCGAUGGAACUCGUUUGUCGGUGCUUUAAUACAGUAGACUUACACAAUUCAUGCAAUAGUCCCUGAUUUAAGUAAAAAUACGCUACGAAUAAGUAUUAUAUUAUCUAGUAUAUAGCUGCUUUAAGAUGGAUGACCGCAUGAUAGAAAAAAAAACUGCCGGUUAAACAUUGGAGUCAUCUGCAUACUCAUCUGUUAAUAGUUGAGAACAUAUAGAACGCUAUUUGCCCUGAUACUUCAAAUUUCCUUGUUGCUGUAACAUGUAGUAAAAACUACACACUUUCUUGAUAACUUAUUAAAAUACACUGUGAAUAUUCUAGAACUAGUGUUGCAAGACGGUAAAUAUAUUACAUAAAGUUGUAUGGACAAAAUAAAGCAACAACGAUUAUUGGUGCAAAGACAGUCAUAAUUUAUCAGCUAGGUCUACAAUUGCACUUACAUCAAUAUAUACAAUGACGCCGACACUUUCUAAAACAGACACUUUGUUAAUAACAUCAUUUAAACGUCUUUGUAAUAUAAAUACAAUUUUUCAGAGAACAGAUUACGACGAGAAAUAGAACCUGCUGUCGAAAUUCACAUGUUUUGAAAUUUCUCAAAUAACGUUUUUUUCUAAAUACCUGCCAAUCCGAGUUUUAUUUA
Molecule: messenger RNA, 1437 nt
Organism: Mercenaria mercenaria
Lineage: Eukaryota; Metazoa; Mollusca; Bivalvia; Venerida; Veneridae
Product: cerebellin-4-like
Exons: 2
Coding region: 62-838 (258 amino acids)
Molecular function (GO): protein binding
Source: RefSeq, a predicted model, not a curated record